CAUUUCCAUUUAAACCAGAGCAAGAGCGGGCUAGGUUUCCCUCUUUGUUGUUUCUUAAUACGAAAAUGGCAGAUGGCGCGGCGGACUCCUCAGCGCAAGGCCCCGCUGACGAGAAAAACCCUAACUCUGUCAAUGCGGCGAUUGAGUCCGGUAACGGUGCCGGCCCCGAGGAAUUCACCUGCGACGAUGAUCGAGAAAAGACAUUGGAAUUCGCAGACGAAUUGAUGGCUCGUGGCUCUAAAGCCGCCAAGGAUAGCAAUUAUGCCGAAGCCGCUGAUUGCUAUAGCCGUGCCCUAGAAAUCAGGGCUGCAAAAUUUGGUGAACUUUCCCCUGAGUGUGUUGCUGCUUACUAUAAAUAUGGAUGUGCUCUGCUGUACAAAGCUCAAGAGGAGUCUGAUCCAUUGGCUUCUAUGCCGAAAAAAGAGGGUGCCUCUCGUGAAGAUUCCGGUAAAGAAAGUUCAUCACAAAUCCAUGCCAAUGUCCAACCUUCAGCUAUGUCUGCUGCAAAAAAUGUGGAGCAAGAUGAAGGAGACAGUGAAAGUGAUGCUGAAGACCAACCUGAUGGCGAUGAGGAUGAGUCUGACCUUGAUUUGGCUUGGAAGAUGCUUGAUGUAGCUCGGGCCAUUGUGGAGAGGGUCCCAGGAGACACAGUGGAAAAGGUGGACAUAUUGUCAGCUUUGGCAGAAGUAGCUCUAGAAAGAGAGGAUGUUGAGACUUCACAGAGUGACUACUUGAAGGCACUCUCUAUGUUGGAGCGCUUGGUUGAACCUGAUAGUCGGCUUAUCGCUGAGCUCAAUUUCAGGAUUUGCCUGUGUCUUGAAAUUGGUUCGAAACCAGAAGAAGCUAUUCCAUAUUGUCAAAAAGCUAUCUCAGUUUGCAAGUCAAGAGUUCAGCGACUUUCUGAUGAAGCAAAGAACUUCCCAGCAGAAGAAUCAACCACUUUCGAGAUGGGACCAGUUCAACCAUCUCUAGAUAAGGAAUCCGAGAUUGAAACACUUACUGGUCUCUGUGAGGAACUAGAAAAGAAGCUUGAAGAUCUUCAACAGCUUGUCGCAAACCCAAAAUCCAUCCUCUCAGAUAUCCUAGGUGGGAUUAUUUCCGCAAAAGCUAGGGCUCUUGAGAAGAACGAACCAGCACUGAGCUCAUCACAGAUGGGCACGGCCACCACUGGUGGCGCAGACUCGCCAACUGCUUCUACAGCUCACACAAGUAGCGCUGCUGGAGUGACACAUCUAGGCGUGGUGGGAAGAGGAGUCAAGCGAGUUGUGAUGAGCUCGACUGCACAAUCCAGCCCUGCUAAGAAACCUGCAAUCGAUUCCUCAAACAAUGGCGAUGGUGGGAGUGAGGUCAACGUCAAUGCAGGAAUAAAUGAGAAGAAUGAUUAAUUCUGGCUCUACGCUUCUCUGUUGUCUUGAACUCGGUUGGUGCAUCUAUGAUUAUGCAAUAUGGCUACUAAUUUCUCAUCUAAGACUACUGAUUCAGUGUCUUGCUAUAAAAAAAAGCUAUUUUAUCCGUUA
Molecule: messenger RNA, 1517 nt
Organism: Salvia hispanica
Lineage: Eukaryota; Viridiplantae; Streptophyta; Magnoliopsida; Lamiales; Lamiaceae
Product: NASP-related protein sim3-like
Biological process (GO): CENP-A containing chromatin assembly; DNA replication-dependent chromatin assembly
Cellular component (GO): nucleoplasm
Molecular function (GO): histone binding
Source: RefSeq, a predicted model, not a curated record